CCCAAACAAAAAAAAGUGCCAUAAAUGCACUCAACCUAAUCUCCAUUUAUGAAGGACCCUCCUGCCCAACUGUCCUCUCUACCCUCACUGCAUAAACACAGUAUAUCCCACCUUUAAAUAUUCUAUCUUUAUCACUCUUUCAAAAACCCAUAUCUGAAAAAAGGAAAAAUAUGAAGACGUUCGCUUGUUUCUUUCUCUUGGCUAUCUUGCUUCUUUCAGGAUCCUUUUCUUCUGCUACCCGGCCCGAACCCAAGCCAACAAAAGGCAAAUCCACCAACAACCCAAAGAACAAAGGCGGUAGCGGUAAUGAUGCUGGCGGGAUGGGUGGGUUCUUUGGACCUGGUAGCGGGUUUGGAAUACCCGGGUAUGGAAAUGGGAUAAUUGGUGGCGGGUAUGGAGCUGGAUUUGGAGGUCCAAACGGAGGGUACUCGAAAGGUGGUAUAAUAAGGCCUACCGUAGUGUGUAAAGAGAAGGGUCCUUGUUACAAGAAGAAACUCACUUGUCCUGCUAAGUGCUUCACCUCCUAUAGCCGAUCAGGGAAGGGCUACGGUGGCGGUGGAGGCGGUGGUGGGUGUACCAUGGACUGCAAGAAGAAGUGUAUUGCUUAUUGUUAGAGGAAGAGGGAAAGUAUUAUGGGAACAGGGCAGGCGGUAGCCGGUCAUAUUUGAUGGUAUUAUAUAGUAUAGUAGUAGUUUCAAGUAUGUGAUCUAGUUUUAUUUGGACUACAUAAAUAUGGUAUGGUAUGAGCUUUAUAUUAAUAUAUAAAUUAUAUCAUAUAUUGCUAUUA
This is a messenger RNA of Ricinus communis (castor bean), 787 nucleotides long. RefSeq names its product 5'-3' exoribonuclease 2. NCBI's taxonomy places the organism in Eukaryota, Viridiplantae, Streptophyta, Magnoliopsida, Malpighiales, Euphorbiaceae. The record is from RefSeq and is a predicted model, not a curated record. The transcript has a single exon. The coding region runs from base 171 to 614 and encodes 147 amino acids.